AUGGUAAAAGCUUGGAAUGAUUGGUUAAGUGGUACUAGUUUUUUAAUAAAGUAUAAACAUUUUUUGCUCAUUUUAUGUCUUGAUGAAAAUAUGUUUGAAGAAAGCGAAAAUUAUUGUCGUUUUAUUGAGAGUCGAAUCCGUUUAGAAUUAAUUUUUACGAUUGAAGAAGAUCAAGAACAAAUAAAAUAUACUCAUGCAACUAGUCAUGAAAAAUGUUUGCCAAAAGAAAUUAAAGAAAAAUAUAGGUAAAUAGAUACAUAUAAGGUGGAGAUAGGAUUGAGAAUUAAUAGACGUUCCCAUCAAGCCAUAGUGUA
Messenger RNA from Meloidogyne enterolobii, 314 nucleotides. The record is from the annotation of a GenBank genome assembly. NCBI's taxonomy places the organism in Eukaryota, Metazoa, Nematoda, Chromadorea, Rhabditida, Meloidogynidae.